Porites evermanni is the source of this 3103-nucleotide messenger RNA. Lineage: Eukaryota; Metazoa; Cnidaria; Anthozoa; Scleractinia; Poritidae. The record is from the annotation of a GenBank genome assembly.
CGUCGGACUGAUUUCCUUUAUUUAAAUACUGGUUUUCGAACUACAUUGUUAUGUUGAUUUUUAUCUUAUUAAAACAUUCGACAUCGUUCCGCGACACAAGAAUCUCCAAAGCGAUCGAAGGAGUGACAACUUUCCCUUAAACGGCCAGUAACCGUCUAAAUUUAGGCGUGAUCAGAUGAAGACUGCUCUGGAGGGGCCACAUUGAGCCGGAGAAACUGAUAUCAAAGCAGAAAAGAAGACUUAGUUGUAGAACUGAAAUCUAUUUUCCUGUUGUAUUUCCUUCAUGGAACGUGCGACAAUUCGCUUAAUUGCACUGGUAGUUGUUUAUAUUUUCUACCUUUCUGUGGGUGCCGCCAUCUUCUCGUCGAUCGAAGGACCGUACGAACAGAGAAUCUUGUCUGAUCUGCGUAAGAAGCGAGACGAGUUUCUGUUAAAACAUCCCUGUGUUACGGAGAAAGAGCUGGAGAAUUUUGUCAAGCAUGUGGUGGCGGCCCAAGACAUGGGAAUUCAGCCUCUUAGAAAUGAGAGUGACAAGAAGAGCUGGGGAUUCGGCAGUUCAUUUUUCUUCGCCGGAACUGUUGCAACUACCAUAGGUAAGGAAGGACAAAUAUUAUUUAACAGGUGACCGGCAGGUAUUGAAAACCCGUAUCAACUAGUUAAUGGUAGAAGCAUAAAGAAUGUGCUUAAAAUUUCAAUUAUACAACUUUUUAGUUAGCUACUGCCGGUUCGGCAAACUACUCAACUUCUAAUUUUUGUACUCGAUGAUAGAGGUCUCGAAUUAGAUGGAAAUGACUGAUUCAUUUGUGGUUCAUCUAAACAAGAAAGACGAGGAACAGAGGUGAUAACUCAGGCCGCGAUCGACUUCAGUGAUGAGUAUUAUUUCCAAUGCUCAUUAAUAAAUAAGAGAAAUGGUCACUUUUUAUUUAUUUUUAACAAAGAGAUAAAUUAUCUUACCAAGUUAACGAGCUUCGACACCUGUCAUCACAUCUGCUUCCAGAAAAAUCAUCCAGUUCAAAAAUUCUCUGUUCUGUCCAAGUAAUGUCCUUCAAAAUCAAAAAGUAUAUAUUGUGGCUGGUUUUAGAUUUACGAAUGAGGUUUCGUCUUUUUUCGCGAAAAGUCCUGAAUUCGAUUUAAGCAUAUCGUCAGCGAUCAACUGAAAACAAGAUCGACUUUCAAAAGUCUCACUUCAGGAACUUUAGUUAUUCAGUGAUCAAGGUCAAGCGUUUUGCUUUGAGGCUUUUAGUUCUGAGCGACCAAACUUUCAUGAGUCAUAUUGAUUAUAUGGCACAUCACAAAAACUGACUAAACUGUCGCAUCUGUCUUCACCAGAUCAUGUACAUGAUUGCCAAGUAGCGCCGGCCUGGCUAUGGACAGCUCAGCUGUGCACCUGCUAGGGGAACCCGAGGAGUAAAAUCGAGGGCAGCUUUAGGGGGAUUAUGUGUAACCUUAAAAAAAAUAAUGUGGGCAGUGUAUAAUACCAUCAGCUUAUUUAUUCAAAAUACAUUGGCUAGCUUUGCGCAAAUUACAUCAGUUACGAUUCAGUUUUUGAUUGGCCAAUAACUUCAAUAUGAUUUAACCUCCAAGAACAUGCAUACACUUUCUCCGGCUUAAUAGCGACAAAUGAAACCAAACCUGGGAAAUACCUCUGCUCUCGAUGGCUAUUUAACAAAUCGACCACAAUGUUCCACGGUCUUCACUCUUAUAGACCAUAGAAAUGACGUCAUAGAAUGUUUAAAACUCAAGUUGAACCACAAGCCGCAGGCGAGUGGUUUCACUGCAAAGUUUUGAACAUUUUAUGGCGUCAUUUUUAUGGUCUACAAGAGUGUAGACCAUGGAAAAUUGUGGAAAAUUUUUUUUUUACAAUAACAUUUAGUUUUUUACGAAAAACAAAAAACCGGCACUGCGUGACAUGUUACGUCAUUUCCAUGGUCUACACUCUAAUUGACCAUAGCUCUCGACUAAUCAUCGCGCGAGGAUUCGCUCAGUUGUUGUAAAAAUCUUAUUGCAAUGGACACCGUCUCGUACAGCAUUUUUGGCUUUACUUGACGAGUGCUUCGAAGGAUCACACAAGAUGAGGAGACUAAAAGAAUGCAAAAAACUAAACGUAGAUUUUGAGAGAGAAACCUGGAUACUAGACAGUGAAUUGUUGAUGAUUAUACAAAGUUUUUUUUUUUUCUUUUCAGGGUAUGGUAAUGUUUAUCCAUUAUCUGAAGGUGGCAAGGUGUUCUGCAUGGUGUUUGCAGUUUUUGGUAUUCCCAUGACAGCUAUAAUGCUGACAGCCAUAGUGGAGCGUCUACUGCAAUUAGCAGAUUACAUUGAGAAGUAUCUAUGCAGCAAGUGUACAGUGCGCGGGGUUCCGCCGGCGUAUCUCCGCUGUCUCCAUCUGUCACUCAUCAUGUGCGCCGCCAUUGUACUUGUUAUUAUAAUUCCUGCUAUUUUCUUUAUGUUACUCGAGGACUGGAGCUACUUUGAAGCGCUUUACUUCUGCUUUAUUUCACUGACCACCAUAGGUCUUGGAGAUUUUGUUCCUGGUGACUCUCCAAGCUGGCGAAAGAGUGACUAUCGUCCUCUUUAUAAAGUUUGCUGCGUGUUUUUCUUCGUAACCGGACUCACUUUCUUACUUUUGAUACUUGAACUUUGCGCCAAGGUCCCGGAUGACCAUCCCGGUAUGCUUUUCUCGUGUCACAAGCCGUUUAUCCGUGAAGAGGAAGAUGAGGUUGAACAAAAUGGAACUAGAUUACGUCCAAGAUAUUCAAUAUCCAGUAGGGGAAGCAGCUCAUCAUCUCCCCGGGAGAAAGAAAACGAAAGACCUUCCAGGAACACGUACGAAAGAAUAUCUUCUCGUGAUAAUAAUCGGUGAUACUGCUAAUUGUCUAAUAAUGUGUUGCUCGUUACUUUAUUUUUUUGUAAGUAAUAGCAUAAUUUGGAGUGAAAUUAAAGCAAGAGUGACGGAAGCCCUGCCGGAUUAAAGGGCCGGGGGAGGGUGAGUGGGAUUAGCACAACUAGCGAUCGGGAAGUAAUAGAUGAGGGUAGGUGUACUGUGGUAUCAGAGUUGCCGGUGACUUUUAUUAUUCGACAUAAUAUAUCAAAUAGAGUAGUGCAG